Messenger RNA from Drosophila mojavensis, 3267 nucleotides. RefSeq lists its product as uncharacterized. The record is from RefSeq and is a predicted model, not a curated record. Gene Ontology annotation, molecular function: nucleic acid binding. Gene Ontology annotation, biological process: DNA integration. Bases 1 to 3267 code for a protein of 1088 amino acids. The transcript has 6 exons. NCBI's taxonomy places the organism in Eukaryota, Metazoa, Arthropoda, Insecta, Diptera, Drosophilidae.
AUGGUAUUGCAGACUCAAAUUGAAAGGGAAUGUUCGACCGAUACAGGACGCACCGAAUUGGAGGAACUGUAUGUAGAAAUAAAGGUUUGCAUUACAGAGCAACUCACGGAGGAUAUACACGAAUCAACAUUCGCUGCGGUAUCUGGGCCCACAUUCUUAUCGUCGGCCAAGCUGCCCAGACUUGCGUUACCUACAUUUGAUGGCAAUUAUGCGGACUACAAGAAUUUUAGUGCGCUAUUCAACCAAAUGGUGGAUCAACAGAACAGCUUAUCAAACAUCGAGAAGUUUAAUCAACUGAUCAGCUGCUUAAAGGGACCAGCAUUAGAAACGGUCAAACGGCACAUGCGAAUCUGUAGCGUUGGUGAGUCACACACAUACAUCAAGUUUGGCACUUCGGCCACAAUCAAAUCACGCUUGGAGGAUUUCAAGAUGCCCAUUGAUUUCUGCGUAACGUCACACAUUGCCUAUCAGCCGGAAUCGGACAUCGACACUUCAUCAGGGAACAUACCGAAGAACACACCUUUAGCUGAUGAGAAGUUUCACAAAACUCGUCAUAUCGAUUUACUUAUUGGCACCGAAACAUUUUUUGAAAUUCUUGCAGUGGGACAAAUCAAAUUGGGUCCCAACCUUCCUAUGCUUCAGAAAACGUUACUUGGAUGGAUUGUGUCUGGACGCUAUAAGGGAGGACAGCAACAGACGCACUGCUACUCGCUCUCACAGGAGGAGUCAAUAAACAACAAUUUGGAACGACUCUGGCGUAUCGAGGAUUUGAGUAAACCAAUCGACAAGUUCAUACCUGAGCAUGACACAGUAGAAGGCCUGCAACAACUCAAGGCAGAGGUCAUCGAAGUACUUGGCAAGGGCAAAUUUGAAUUAGCAAAAUGGCAUUCGAAUCAUCCGGACUUUGUCGACGACAGCACGUUCAAAGAUUUGAAUCUAGAAGAUGGCUCAGUUACUAGCACAUUGGGCUUAGCAUGGAACCAACGUCUGGGUGUGUUGCUAUUUGCCUUUCGACCCAAAUGCUCCGUUGAUGCAAUCACCAAGAGGACAAUUUUAUCUGUGGCAUCUUCACUUUUUGAUCCAUUGGGAUUGGUAGCGCCAAUCAUUGUGACAGCAAAGAUCAUUCUACAGGAACUGUGGAUAGUCAAAUUACAAUGGGAUGAGUCUGUGCCGCAAAACCUUUAUUUAGCUUGGAAAUCGUUUGCUGCAUCACUUACUUCACUGGAGUCGCUGAAAAUACCUCGAUUCUGUAUGCAGCCGAACACCAAGGAGUUGCAGUUGCAUGGAUUCUGUGACGCUUCCAUACGUGCAUAUGGAUGCUGCAUUUACGCAUGCACAGUUGCAGCGGACGGCGAGGUUCAAGUUCACCUGAUCACGUCAAAGUGCAAAGUAGCACCAACUCGUAAGUUAUCGCUACCAAAACUGGAACUCGCUGCUUCUCACCUACUGGCCCAACUCUACGUGAAAAUCAAGGGGAUUUUCACAUCGAAACAAACCUAUCUGUGGAGCGACUCGUCGAUAGUUCUUCAUUGGAUACAGCAACAUUCGUCGACACUAUCAACCUUUGUUGGAAACCGCGUUUCUGACAUACAAGAAGCUACACCGGACUGUCAUUGGAGACAUGUCCCAACUAAAUUGAAUCCCGCCGAUCUGGUCUCGAGGGGGUGUACACCCAUCGAAUUGAACGAAUCAAUCUGGUUUAUGGGGCCGGCGUAUCUAAAGCUGAGCUCACACACUUGGCCAAGAGACAAACAUCAUGAACCAGAUCCUGAGAUUGUAGCACUUGAGAUGCGCAAGUCAGCUUUCAAGGCUACGACGGAUAUCAACUACCUACUCGACACACUCAGAAACAUAAGUUCGCAUCGUCGUUGUUUGCGAAUUGUUGCUUGGAUGCUGCGCUUUAUACACGCGCUUCGGAAACCCGUUGAGCUGUCUACGCCCUCGCCAUCACCUCAAGAGAUACAGCGUGCAUUUAAUUGCAUUAUUUGGAAUCUGCAGCAGCAACACUUCGCAGAUGAAAUUAACGCUUUGAACAAAAAUAGGCAAAUAUCAAGUCAUAAAAAAUUUCCAAAUCCAUUUUUACAGAUUACAGACGGAUAUCAACUAUUGAAGGUUGGCGACCGUCUCGAAUUGGCAAAUGCACCGGAGGUUCAGAAACAUCCAAUCAUACUUCCCAGCAAAGAUGAUUUUGUUCGUCACUACGUGCAGUUUCUUCAUGUGCAACACUAUCAUGCUGGCUCAAAGGCACUUGUCGCACUAAUUCGUCUGCAAUUCUGGAUCAUAAAUGCUCGAGACCUGGCUCGCUCUAUUGUCAGAAGACCUUUCGCUCACUGUGGAGUUGACUUUUGUGGACCAGUCAACGUCUAUCUCCGCAUUCAGGGCAAGGCUCCUCGUAAGGCCUACAUUGCCAUAUUUGUAUGCUUCGCCACCAAGGCUGUGCAUAUCGAAGUGGUAUCUGACCUUUCAACGGAUGCUUUCUUAGCCGCGUUGAGGCGCAUGAUUGCACGACGAGGAUUGCCUGUGGAUAUAUUUUGCGACAAUGCCACGAAUUUCACUGGAGCAAGCAAUCAAUUAAAGGAACUGCGAACCUACUUCUUCAAGCAAGAAAAUCAACAAGCACCACACUUUGGCGGCCUCUGGGAAGCCGCAGUUAAAAGCGCCAAGGGGCUUAUGACGCGCAGCCUUAUGAACGCCCGCUGCACGUUUGAGGAAUUGGACGCAAUCACAGCAGAAGUAGAAGCCAUCCUCAACUCACGCCCACUCACACCACUAUCAUCAGAUCCAAGCGACUUGAGUGCUCUGACACCUGGUCACUUUCUAGUUGGAGACUCCCUGCGAGCAUUGCCUGAACACAAUAUAGAAGAUGAACAGUUGAAAUCUUUGGAUCGCUGGCGUUGGAUAACUGGUAUCAAACAAUAUUUUUGGCGACGCUGGUUGACUGACUACUUCAAUGAGCUGAACGUGCGCCACAAGUGGACCAAACCAUCACCCAGUAUCUCUAUCGGGGACAUGGUUCUCAUACAUGAAGACAACGUACCUUCUCAGAAGUGGAUAAUGGGUCGCAUUACAGCUACAAUUCCUGGACGAGAUCAACGACGUGCAAAGCUGUUCGCCCUGAUAGCGUUGAGACGCGCAGGCGCGUGUGAAUUCCGCUCCACGGCUUCGGCGACCAAGUACUCCAGUGGUACCAUACCAGCUAUGACGAGCGCCGCGUCAUCGGAGAUAGUCCUGAUAGCGCAGCAGGCUCUGAUUGCGCUUAGUCUGUAG